CUUGUGAUCUGCCCCCCUCAGCCUCCCAAAGUGCUGGGAUUACAGGUGUGAGUCACCGUGCCUGGACAGGAAUCUUAUCUUAACCCCAGGCACUGACAGUGAAGGAAAGUUUCCCCAAACAGAAGCUGAAUGCCGUUAUCAGAAUUCUGGAAAGCAGCGCUGGGCUGUCAGCGGCCAUGGAUGUCCCUUGGAUUCCCUUGCAGGACAAAGUCACGUCCUUCUCUUCCCUUCAGCACUCUGUCCCUCUGACUACAACUUCUAUCCUUUAUGUGGUGGGGAGAGCUCAGCUUUGAACACCUACUGAGCACCAGGUAUUUUUACCCACAAUUUACCCCACUGGAUUCUUGCUAUGAAGCCACAAGGGACAAACCUGGGUUUGUAACUCCUCCAUUGCAAGAGGAAACUGAGGCCCAGAGAGAAGUGAUUUCCCCAAGGCUGGCCAAUGGCAGAGCUGGAGUCACUCCCAGAUGCUGAUGUUACUCACAACUGUAUCUGUGUCCCCAUCUGACGCCGCCACCAUGGGGGAGCUCCCUCUUGUCUGUGCUGCUCCUCUUCCCACCCUGCCUAGCACAGGGCCCCACACACAGCAGCACCCAGGAAAUAAGCAUUGGAUUGACCUGACUCCAAGCAGGUAGGGUGGAGGAUGGGGGAUGGAAAAUAAGGGACAGAGGAAGGAGCUGAGAGGCCCCAGGGGCAUCUGACCUUUAAUAAAGUUCCCCUCUGUCCCUAUUCUCACACUGGCUCCUCCCCAUCUCAGCUUAACCCUCCUCAACUCCUCAGAGAGGCCCUCCCGCCCAUCCCUGCCCCCACCCCACUCAUGUUUGUCUCAGCCCCUGGUCCCUGCCUUCAUAGCACCUUUUACUAUUGGUCAUCAUCAUGUUAAUUUGCCUUAUGGUUUGGUCUACCCAAUCUCCUUGUAAGGUCUGUGGGGACAAGGACUGAUCAUGUCUGACUUGAUCCCACUGGCUCCUUGACUCAUGCAUUGCACACUGCAGGUGCUCGACCAGUGUCUGCAAAGUCAAAGCUCUCCACUGUGGAUGGCAGGUGCCACCCCUGUCCUGACAAGCAGACUUUCCCUCAAACGUCUCACCCACCCCUUCCCUGCCACCCAGGGCCUCUGCUGCCGCCAUCCUAAGGGAAGAUUGAGCCCCUUGCCUGCUGGGGCUCAAUCUGAGCGGGGAGAAAGCUGGUGUGAGCCUGGCAGCGACAGCGGAGGGCGGCAGGGCUUCCGAGCUGGCAGACAAAGGGCGUCUGUUCUUGUCCAGUGCACUUCCUGGGUUUCCAUUGCAGGAAGUUUGGCACCUGCUGAUAGGUGACAUCGACACCCGGGCUGCUGCAGGCCAGGAUGCACCCCUCCAUCCGGGAGUGGUGUGGCGGUGGAACAGACGGCCAAAGGUGCUGGAGGCAGUGGAGCUGGCUUGAACCUCCUGGACUUCGGCCUUUCCAGGAGAAUCAGAUCCCAGCCACACCAGGAGCUGAAGCCAUGGCCUCAAAGCCUGAGAAGAGGGUGGCAUCGUCUGUCUUUAUCACCCUGGCACCCCCGCGCCGUGAUGUGGCUGUGGCGGAGGAAGUGAGGCAGGCGGUUUGUGAGGCCCGGCAUGGCCGCCCCUGGGAGGCUCCUGCCCCGAUGAAGGCACCCGGGGCUGGCUUGGCGGGGAGGCCCAGUCCCUGGACACCCGCUGGCAAGGCUGCAGCCACAGUGCCAGCUGCACCUCUGCAGCUCUCCAAUGGAGUUGUAGGAUGCCCACCCCCUCCUCCUGUCCCGGAUGGCAAGGAUGCACUUCCCGAUCUGGACCUCCUCCCGCCCCCUCCACCGCCCCCUCCAGCACUCCUGCCUUCUGAAGAGGAGGCUCCUGCUCCAAUGGGCGCCUCACUCACUGCAGACUCAGAGCAGCUGCACCUGCCCCUGCCCCCACCCCCACCACAGGCCCUGGCAGAGGUAUCUUCAGUCCAGCCUGGGCCCGGUCCCCUCAGGCCCGUGGAGGAAGAGCUGCCACCUCCUCCAGCAGAGCCUGUUGAGAGAGAGGCGUCCACAGACGUCUGUGCCUUCUGCCACAAGACCGUGUCCCCCCGAGAGCUGGCUGUGGAGGCCAUGAAGAAGCAGUACCAUGCCCAGUGCUUCAUGUGCCGCACCUGCCGCCGCCAGCUGGCUGGGCAGAGAUUCUACCAGAAGGAUGGGAGACCCCUCUGCGAACCCUGCUACCAGCUGCAGUCUCCUUGGCUCCUUCCUCCACCUUCAAAGCCAGCAGUGUAACAUCCCACUUCGGCGGCCGUGUGGCCACUGCUUUGUCAAAUUAGAGGGACACUAUGAUGGUAUUUAGGACCCACCUGGAUAAUCAGGAUAAUCUCCCCAUCUUAAGAGCCUAACUUAUGGAUCAUCUGAAAGCCUCUUUUGCUGGGCAAGGUAACAUUCACAGGGUCCAGGGGUAAGGACCUGGAUAUCUCUGGGGACAUCUCUUAGCUACCACACGAGGUAACAUGAAGUGGCCAAGGAGCUGGGAUUUUGCUCCUGUCUGGCUCUGGAGCCUGCCAUCAGUCUUGUCACUGUCUCCCCUGGAGCCAUAAGGUUCCAAUGCUGAUGUCACCGGAAUCUGUGUCGUGUCUGGGUACCACUUGCGAUCUGGGAGAGCUGGUUGGGAUGCCAGCACAUUGGAAUUUCUAACUCUUGGAUGGUUUGUGGUGGCAUGUUGAGUGUGGUGACCACCCAUAGCCGGAUCCUCUGGGUGUGUGUAGGUCACUCCUUGUUCUUAGGAAUGAGGAACACCUGGAAAUCUGCAUUUUGAACAAGUGUCUCAAGUGAUUCUCAUGCAUAUGGAAGUUUGAAAAUGCUGAUUUGGCCAGAUGCGGUGACUCACGCCUGUAAUCCU
Molecule: messenger RNA, 2867 nt
Organism: Sapajus apella (tufted capuchin)
Lineage: Eukaryota; Metazoa; Chordata; Mammalia; Primates; Cebidae
Gene: FBLIM1
Product: filamin binding LIM protein 1
Exons: 7
Coding region: 1346-2254 (302 amino acids)
Biological process (GO): cell-cell adhesion
Cellular component (GO): focal adhesion; stress fiber
Molecular function (GO): filamin binding
Source: RefSeq, a predicted model, not a curated record